UCAAGAAUGAUGCUGCCUCUAGGGCCGCCCCUCGGCGCAAGGGCCGAGCAUCCUAUUCUCUCUUCCCCACUCCUGCAGCCAAUUGAGCUGCAAUCAACCUGACGACAACUUGCAUCCAUCACAGACCCCUUGUUCUCAGCAUUCUGCAACAUUCCGUUUCUCAUCCGUUCACUUAUAGAACUUCUUCAACGACUUGAUGAUUCUUUAUUUUUUCCCUCAUUGUGGUGGCUUGCGUUUCGAUUUCUCUGCGAUGAAUGUUAUCUAUUGAACCGUCAUUCGGUCCCAAUCUUGCGGGCUAUGCGCUUAUGUUUUCUUUGUUAUUUCCUCAGAUUUUCUUCACUUGCAUUUCCUGGUGCAUUUCUCAGCGACUGUUUUCCUCGGGAAGAAAAAAUCUUGGGUGUUUUUCUGGCAAUGGAGGAUUUGGAAAGGACAGUGAACGGGGUUUCAGUCGGAGAACAUUCUUUCGGAUUUAUAUUUUUCAUUUUGUUGGUCUCGGUUUUUGUCUGGGUAGCUGCUGCGAUUGCAGUAGCACUUGUGUUGUUCAACAUCCAUUGUCGAUUUAGGUCUGUGUCAGUAUAUAGAUAGAGCAGGAAGGGAUA
Aspergillus eucalypticola CBS 122712 is the source of this 599-nucleotide messenger RNA. RefSeq lists its product as uncharacterized. Bases 255 to 563 code for a protein of 102 amino acids. Lineage: Eukaryota; Fungi; Ascomycota; Eurotiomycetes; Eurotiales; Aspergillaceae. The transcript has a single exon. The record is from RefSeq and is a predicted model, not a curated record.